Molecule: messenger RNA, 966 nt
Organism: Malassezia sympodialis ATCC 42132
Lineage: Eukaryota; Fungi; Basidiomycota; Malasseziomycetes; Malasseziales; Malasseziaceae
Exons: 3
Coding region: 1-966 (321 amino acids)
Source: RefSeq, a predicted model, not a curated record
AUGCAUCCCAUCUGGAUGACUUCGCCUGUCAACACGCUUGAGCCGCAGGAAACGCCAAUGAUGUCUGCCCCCCCUGCCACGACACAAGUCAUCGUUACAUUAAUUACGGAAAACGCCCGACCUACGAAGACCUAUCCGGCGGCCGUGCUUUCGCAGAGCAUGGAAAGCCGCCCUACAGUGACAUCCACGACGGGUGUCACGGUGGUUCCAACGUCGUUGCCCGAGAUUGUGGUACCAAAUAAUACAAAUGGGACGCAUCCCUCUAAUACAACACUCAUUGCCAUCUUGUUCCAGCGCAGCUUGUCAUGGUACUGGAUUGUGACGCAGCGUGCUACUACUGCCCAGAUCUUUACGUACAUGCCGAAGGUCCUCAGUACUACGCUGAAUAUUAGUGAGAGCCAAGUGUAUACGUCCAAGCUCAUGAUGCUCAAGUCGUCAGACGAGAGGUUUACCAGGACAUUAUACUUGGGCUACGUUCCCAGUGCCUGCACAGCAGCGCUAAAGGAGAUGGUGCAGGAUCCGCACUCUAACUUUUACCAACAAAGUGGCAGCAACGUUGAGCAGGAACUGGUGAGCCUAGUUGACCCGACAUUUGAUCCGCUGACCUAUGCAAAGAGUGAAGGCAACGAUCGCCAUGGUGAUGUGGCGUCUGAGAUGCGAAAUGCGCUGGUUGGCAGUUUUAGUGGGGCCGCGGGCGCCGUCGUGUUGGGUGUGCUGGCUUGGUGGCUCCGCAGGCGGUGCAUCCGAAAGGCCGCGGCAGACGCGGCGUCGAAGCGCGACACGAUCCAGUCAUUUGUGGAUUGCUCUGUGCCGCCUAAAGCUACGGGUGACCAGGCAGCACACACGUCUCACAGCUAUUUUGCAGGCGACAAUGAUGCCACGCCAACCUGUAAUGAGGGCAUCGCGUACACCCAGUUCUGGGCAGCGCCGUGCGUCCUACCUGGAUCGCACGGAGCGCGACCAUGA